UCGAUUGCAACAGUUAUUUUCAUCAUUGUCGCUAGCCGAUGCACGCCCUAGCCAAUUGCCAACCACUGUAGCUGCGUGUACGACUGGAGACUGUUCCGCGUAGAUACCUUCGUGAUGGAGUCGUCCAGAAAGAAGACCAAGCUUGCCGAUAAUUCCAAGCAACUUUGGGAAUUGAACGUAUGUGUGAGUUGCUCAAAGUUUAUGGACAAUACUUCAAAAUUGUUGAGUUGCCUUCAUAGCGUGUGCCGCAAGUGCAUUAAAUUGCAUUCUGAUAUACAAGGUCGGUACAAAUGCAAAUGUAGAGUAGCAACUGACAUUUCAAAAGAACUCCCAAAUAGUACUCUGUAUUGUGAAGAAUUUGAUGAAAGUAUUAUACAAAAUAAUUAUAUGGACGAGAAAUACCAAACACAAUUGUAUGGUAAAUACACGACGAAAGCUAAAUGUCCAAAUUGCAUUGGUAAAUUCAUUGAAGUAUAUUGUACUACAUGCAAUGAAUUGCAUUGUUCACUGUGCCAAUUAAUGCGUCAUCAAUCUCAUACAUUUAAAUCUAUAGACAGAGUUAUGGAGAAUAUCCGUUCAAAUUUAAUGUUCAAUAAAGUUGACUUAUGUGGUAAAUUACAUUUUGUGAAUCAAGCAAAAUUAAAUAUAACAUCACAUAUAGAUGAUAUAAAAAAACAUAGACGUGAUAUAAAAAAAGAAAUAAAUGACAAAUUUUCUGAGAUUCGUAGUCAAUUGAAAAGGACCGAAGAAAAAAUGUCGGAAUAUGUGGAGUCGUAUUGCAAAGCAAAAAUAGAUGAUUUGACUAAAAAUAAAGUGGCAAUGGAUGGAUUGACGAAAAAAUACGAUUUCUAUUUGUAUUUUUCUGAGUCUGCUUUGAAAAAGGAAAACAAGGCAGAUCUUGACAUAACAAAUAUGAUCAAUAAUCAACUGCUGGAAGUCAGAAAAGGUUUCACGAAAGACAUUAGUAGAUUGUAUACAACUAAUCCUGCAAAUAUCAAUUUAAAAGUCGAGCUUGAUGAUACACUGAAUGAGUUAAUCGACUCCGUUAGAAGAGUUGCAAUUUAUAGACCAAAAAAAGUUGAAGAAGCAAUUAAUGCAUUGAGCCAAACAUGGAAUAUUACAUUAGUUUCGGAUUACGAAAGUGUCAAUAGGGUAAGCUUUUGAACUGUAUAAAUAAUAAAUAAACGUAUCAAACUUGUCACGUCUGCUGUUAAACUAUAAAUCAUAUGAAAGUGAAUAAUUAAUCAUUUAGUAAGGUACGUGUUCAGCCCCUGAGAAGUGCGGGGACGGAUCCAAUGGGGGCUUAGGAGUACCGCCUCCCAGGAAAUA
This is a messenger RNA of Myzus persicae (green peach aphid), 1329 nucleotides long. Its product is annotated as transcription intermediary factor 1-alpha-like. The transcript is spliced from 9 exons. Gene Ontology annotation, molecular function: zinc ion binding. NCBI's taxonomy places the organism in Eukaryota, Metazoa, Arthropoda, Insecta, Hemiptera, Aphididae. The coding region runs from base 115 to 1164 and encodes 349 amino acids. The record is from RefSeq and is a predicted model, not a curated record.